Molecule: messenger RNA, 2643 nt
Organism: Synchiropus splendidus (mandarinfish)
Lineage: Eukaryota; Metazoa; Chordata; Actinopteri; Syngnathiformes; Callionymidae
Product: mitochondrial amidoxime-reducing component 1-like
Exons: 6
Coding region: 1805-2527 (240 amino acids)
Biological process (GO): nitrate metabolic process
Cellular component (GO): mitochondrial inner membrane
Molecular function (GO): molybdopterin cofactor binding; nitrate reductase activity; molybdenum ion binding
Source: RefSeq, a predicted model, not a curated record
CACCUGCACCCUUGUCACCUGCGGAAGCAAGCAGUUUGGACACCCAAAGUCAGUGGCGCAUUGAAGGAGCGUCCGUUUUUGGCUUCAAAUAAAGUCCUUCUCUGCCAACAGCGGGGUUUAUUGGCGCAACUGUGCGUGCUAACUUCCACAGUUCCGCUUGUUUGAUGAAGCGUCAGGUAAAUAGGAUGCAGCAAAUUGAAAGUCUAUCAUUCGCUGACAGACAAAACCACCUAGGUAAAUGUACCACCUUAAUAUAAGCUAUUAAAGAAUAAAAGCAAGCUCAGCAUCGAGCCUUGUGACUGCAAUUCAUCUUGCUAGUUUUGACUUAUCAAAGUCACAUCAGGUUAAACUAAAUGGUGCGUGAAACAAUUUUUAACCGCUUUUUUGGAGGGGCAGAUGGGCGGGGCUUUAGAGUGUAAAUACAGUGUGUAGUAAGGAAGCUGUCAAUCAUAGCCUAUUGUGUCACUCUUUAUGUUUGUGGCUGUUAUGAGAGAUUGUCUUUUGGGACUCUGAAAAUGGGAGAAACUGAGGCCAAAAGCUGCUUGUAGUCCGAAUGAAAUAUGAUAAAUAUCUGGGCGACUCCUGUCCAUGUUUAAUGUAUAGACAUUAAGUCAAUUUAUGGGUAGAAAUUCUGUCUUUAUUUGUGAUGUACUGAGUGUAAGUAAAUGACUCAAGAUGCUUUAAAUAAUCCCACUGGCGAGAUGGAUUGUUGAGUGGGCUUCCUGCCCUGCUGCGUCCAUGUUGACCAUGAUGUUAGAGGGAACGGUUCGUCUUUGUAUUAGUGUUUAAAUAAAGUCUGGUGGAGGACAGAUGAAGUGUGUGGGUGGGGCUUGUCUCCCAGCUUCAUAAACAGCAGGCACAGAGGAGAGCAAACGUACACCUGGCUGAGCCCCUCACCAACAUGUUCUUAGACAAGAGAGUGGUGGUGGUCGCCGGAGCCGGAGUUGCCCUUCUGGGCCUCUGCUACAAGUACUGGCCGAGGCCUGAGAUGCUGUAUCCAGUGGGGAUCGUGUCCAAGCUGAACAUACAUCCGGUCAAGUCGGGGAAACCAGUGUCGGUGAGCAUCGCGGAGUGCCUGAACACCGGCUUGAAAUGUGGCGAGCUGGGCGACCGGUGAGAGCUGUUUUUGUUUCAUUCACUGCCUUUUAAUGAGAGAGGAGGGUCGCAGAGGAAAGUGACUGUGAUGAUCGUGACGUCAAGUGUGCGCAGCCAUGAUGUGUACUUGUGAGGCGAGGUCAUGUAGGGUUGAAGGCUUUGGAAGUGAUGCAGGAGUGCACACAAGUUGACUCCCUGUUGCACUUAGACAGCUCUAAAGAGCCAGCAUUAAUAAAGUUGAGUGAUGGCAAUUGAGCCGAAGUGGGACCUGACAUUUUAGCGGUCGCUUUUAUCCAAACGGCAAACAGCAUUUAAGAACCUGUAAUACAGGAACGGAAUGACAAAAUGACAAAGUGUGACCCAAAUAUAGAAAAUAAAGUGUUCAUUUAAAUAUGUUUUUAGGAAAAUAAUUUCAGAUCCAGCUCUAUAUAGCAGCUGUUUGAUCAAAUAAAACCACAUUAUUACUUUCCAGCGACCCACUAUCAGAGCAACAUGUUCACCAGGAACAUGACUUUCACCACUGUGUAUCACCAGCCACAGCAUCUCAGGCUACAUACUAACUACGCUGCCUAACACCUGAACUGUAAUGUUUAAGCUGAAUAACAUUAAAUAAAACAAUACAAUACACAUGAAAAUACCUGAACCGUACUGACCUUUCAAAGAUUCUGUGUGCUGCAGGCAGUGGCUGGUGGUGACUGAGGAUGGCCACAUGGUGACCAGCAGACAGCAGCCCCGCCUGGUGCUGGUCUCGCUGACCUGUGAAGGAAGUCAUGUGGUCCUGAACGGACCUAACAUGGACGAGUUGAAAUUCCCAGUUAACCAGCCGGAAAAUAAAGUCAUGGACUGCAGAGUGUUCGGUGACGACGUUCAAGGCCGGGACUGUGGCGACAAAGUCACUCGCUGGCUUACUGACUUCCUGGCAGACGGGAGAACUUUUCACUUGGUGCGCUUUGAGCCCCAGAUGGAGUUACGGAAGCCAUGGGUGAAGAACAUAUCAUAUCGCUCCGUCUUUCCAAAGACCGAGAGGGUGAUGUAUUCGGAUAUCGGCGCUGUGAUGCUUCUGUCCGAAGCUUCCGUCGAGGAUCUCAGCAGCAAGUUGGGCAAACAGCUCACCGCCGAACGCUUUCGCCCCAACAUUGUCAUUGCUGGCUGUUGUCCUUUUGAUGAGGAUUCUUGGACUGAGAUCCAGAUUGGCGAUGUGCGGCUGCAGCGUGUUAUGUCAUGCGUAAGGUGUGUCUCGACAACGGUUGAUCCUGAAACAGGCAUCAUGAGCAGAAAGGAGCCCCUGGAGACAAUGAAGAGCUACCGUCAGUGCAAGGAUAAAUCGGAGGCGCACAUCUACCAUUCAGCUCCCUUGUUCGGGCAAGUCCACACAGUCAAGAAGACGGGCACCCUGCAUGUGGGGGACCUCGUCUUCCUGGUCACCCAUUAAAGCAGUUGGAUCUCUUUUAAUCUCAGCAAUCCACCAUGGAACAGAAGCUUUUUCAGCCUCCUAUGCUUUUUACUUACAGACUAGUUAAGAACUAGUCCCGAUGGCUUCAAUAAAUC